Uloborus diversus is the source of this 1659-nucleotide messenger RNA. RefSeq names its product zinc finger protein 33B-like. The record is from RefSeq and is a predicted model, not a curated record. Gene Ontology annotation, cellular component: nucleus. Gene Ontology annotation, molecular function: DNA-binding transcription factor activity, RNA polymerase II-specific; RNA polymerase II transcription regulatory region sequence-specific DNA binding. The transcript is spliced from 11 exons. NCBI's taxonomy places the organism in Eukaryota, Metazoa, Arthropoda, Arachnida, Araneae, Uloboridae. Bases 1 to 1659 code for a protein of 552 amino acids. Gene Ontology annotation, biological process: regulation of transcription by RNA polymerase II.
AUGUGUGGACUUCUACUGCAGAAAAUUAUUCAGUUAGUUCAAGAAGAAAUGAAUUGGGGCAAAGAUUUCGUGUGUAUGUUUGCAAUGAAUGUUCAUAUACCAUUAUUCACAAAGGACGUAAUGUGUGGACUUCUACUGCAGAAAAUUAUUCAGUUAGUGCAAGACACAAUGAAUUGGGGCAAAGAUUUCGUGUGUAUGUUUGCAAUGAAUGUUCGUAUACCAUUAUUCACAAAGCAGUUAUGCAAAUACAAAAGUGGGGACCAGCAACAGGCUCUGCGCAUAGCUAAGCCGGUCUUAGUUUAUAAGUCCCCAAUAAAGAUCAAUGGCCACCUUAAAGGAUCAAACAGUUGGUUGCCUGAUGGGUUUUCAACGACAAGAACAAAAGCUUUUCGGUCUUAUUCUUGUAACUGCUGUUCAUAUUGUACUCCUGAUAAAACAAAAAUGUCUAGACACAUGAGAAAACAUACUGGAGAACGUCCAUUUCCAUGUGAAAUUUGUGGUAAAAGAUUCGCUCAAAAAGAAAACUUAAAAUACCAUACAUUUCAUACACACAUGAAAAAGCAUUUUUCUCAAACUAUAUUGUUUGCAAUCAGUCCUUGCUUAUAUCGCAAUGAAUUAUUAAAAACACCCUCCGAUAGAGGAGCAGUGAAAACUCAUAAAUGCUAUAUGUGCUCAUAUGCUUCAAAUCAUACUGGAACUUUUAAAAGGCAUUUACUUACUCACAGUGCCAAUCGUCCUUUUGUUUAUUCCUGCUCAUAUCCUGUUAAAUUGCAUAAAACCUCCUCUGAUAGAGGGACAUUGAAACUUCAUGAAUGCAACUUGUGUUUGUAUUCUUCAAAUCAUACUGGAACUUUCAAAAGGCAUUUACUUACUCAUAGCAACAAUCGCCCUUUUGAUCUGCCUGGGACUAAAGGUUUUCGUGUAUGUAGUAGCUGCUCUUAUUGUAUUGACAGCAAAUCAAAAAUGGAAAGACAUUUGGGAAAAAAUACUGAAGAAAUUGGUGCAGAUUUCUUUUCAAGUGAAACAGAGAAAAGACCACAAACAAGAAAAAGAAUCCAUUCGUGUACUUAUUGUCAUUACACAUCGUACUACAAAACUCACAUGGAGAAACAUGUUCGAACGCACACUGGAGAGCGGCCAUUUGUUUGUGAAACUUGUGGGAAAGGUUUCACACAGAAGCACAGUUUGCAAUCACAUAGGUUUCUUCAUUCAAGCAAUCAGGAAUAUGUUUGCCCUACGUUAUUACCUAUAGUUGGGUCACACCUAACCAGUGCCAAGCAUUCUGAAGAAUAUGCAAAUCCAAAUCACAGAAUGUUUUCCAUCCAAGGCCCUAUACUCUAUUUCACAAAUGAAAUGCCGACAAAAAUUCUUCAUGCUGGGCACAAUGUAAAAGCAAAAAAGAGACUGCGAAACCAUGCAUGCUGUUAUUGUGCUUACUCUACAUAUUACAAAUCUGACAUGGAAAAACAUUUACGCAAGCACACUGGUGAACGCCCAUUUGUGUGUGAUGUAUGCGGAAAAGGCUUUACCCAGAAACACAGUUUGCUAUCUCAUAAAUUUCUUCACUCGGGUGUUAAGGAUUAUGUUUGUCCUACAUGUCAUGAAAAGUGUCAUAAUAUUGCAGAUUUUAACAAUCAUUUACUCAAACACAAAACUUGA